AUGGGUUCCAUCCAGGACACCAGUGCCGGGCACACUGCAGAGUCCAGCCGCAAGAUCAUCGUCGCCGGGGCCCAGCUGGGACCGAUCAAUGUCGAUACGCCGCGGUCAGAGGGGAUCAGCCGAAUGCUCAAGUUGAUGGACGACGCACACCGGCAACACGCCAAAUUGAUUGUGUACCCCGAAAUCGCGCCAGUGACCUUCUUCCCUCGUCAUAUCCUAGAGGGAGAGGAGCUGGAACAGUACUUUGAGCAGGAGGUUGACGGGGAUGCGACGAAGCUGCCGAACCUGAAGCCUCUCUUUGACAGGGCGCGAGAGUACAAGAUGGACAUGUAUCUCGGCUAUGCCGAACACGCUGCCGAGUCGAGCGAGGCCGAACACGUCCAUUACAACACCGCUGUUUAUUACUCGGGAGCAGCAGACAAAGUCAUCUCCAAGUACCGCAAGGUUCACCUCCCGGGCACCUUUGAGCCGUACGAGCGGAAAGACGCAACGAACCAGCUGGAGAAGCGGUACUUUCGGCCUGGAAAUCUGGGGUUUGAAGCAUUUCGAGCACCGGGCUUGAUUCCCGAUGCCGUCAGUAAGAAAUCAGGCGCAAAGGCCAACGAGCCCGACAACCUGGGCAAGGGUGAUGCCAUCAUCGGCAUGCUCAUCUGCAACGACCGACGCUGGCCAGAGGCGUGGAGGCCGUACGGCCUGCAAGGCGCCGAGCUAGUGCUGUGUGGCUAUAACACGACAGCCUGGGCGCCGGAACUGCUUGGGACGAACAAGAAGAUCUCGACCCAGGACAAGGCCAAGCAAGAGGCUCUGUUCCACAACAAGCUGUGCAUCACGUACAACAGCUACGCCAACGCCUGCUUCAGCAUCAACGUGGCCAAGUGCGGCCUGGAGGACAGCAAGUACCCGCUGAUCGGAGGCAGCUGCAUCGUCGACUGCGACGGUGAGGUGGUGGUCGAGGCACAGACUGAGGACGACGAGCUCAUUGUGGCCGAGAUUGACCUGGGCAUGUGCCGGCGUGGGAAAGAGAAGGUGUUUGCCUUUGAGAGACACCGGCGGACCGAGCAUUACGGGCGGAUUGUAGAACAGACGGGCGUGGUCGAACCGGAUCUGUUGUGA
Cladophialophora psammophila CBS 110553 is the source of this 1113-nucleotide messenger RNA. RefSeq lists its product as uncharacterized. The record is from RefSeq and is a predicted model, not a curated record. NCBI's taxonomy places the organism in Eukaryota, Fungi, Ascomycota, Eurotiomycetes, Chaetothyriales, Herpotrichiellaceae. Gene Ontology annotation, molecular function: hydrolase activity, acting on carbon-nitrogen (but not peptide) bonds, in linear amides. The transcript has a single exon. Bases 1 to 1113 code for a protein of 370 amino acids.